AUCGGAUGGGACCCGGUUACAGUUCCGUAUUGACUGUCGAUCACACAACAGCAGACUCGAAAAACUCACCCAUAAGUUUAUACAUAGUUUCGUUUGAAUUUCGUUUAAAUACAGAAUAACGGAAUAACAGCAGAACAGCACUCCUGAAAAUGACGACGGUUAUCGAAGACCCCGAGACGCUGAUUUCGAGGUUUGGAUGGCCGGACUACUUGGUGUUCGCUGCUAUGCUGUCUGUUUCGGCCAUCAUUGGUGUAUAUUAUGCAUGUGCCGGAGGAAAGCAGAGCACCACAUCCGAAUUUCUGAUGGCUGGUAGGAGUAUGUCGACAUUCCCCGUCGCCAUGUCGCUAAUUGCCAGCUUUAUGUCAGCUAUCACACUUCUGGGGACACCAGCUGAAGUGUAUCAGUUUGGAACGAUGUACUGGUUGAUUGGCGCAUCUUAUUUUAUCGUCAUGCCAGCGACAAAUUAUUUAUAUCUCCCCAUAUUCUAUAAGCUUCAAGUCACUUCAGCGUAUGAGUACUUGGAACUGCGCUUCCAUAAAGUGAUCCGCUGUUUGGGUUCGGCGACAUUUACAAUUCAAAUGAGUCUUUACAUGUCUGUUGUCGUCUAUGCUCCCGCACUUGCGCUUAGUCAAGUGACAGGAAUAAAUGUUUACGUCUCAGUCACUGCCAUUUUUGUCGUGUGCAUCUUCUACACUGUGGUUGGAGGAAUGAAAGCUGUUAUGUGGACCGACACAUUGCAAGUUAUUAUUAUGUAUGGUGCGAUGAUAGCGGUUGUUGCUAAGGGACACGUCGACGUUGGUGGCUUGUCUACGGUUUGGAAUGCCAAUCAGGCAACCGGGAGAGUCGAAUUUUCCGAUUUUGACGUUAAUCCUGGUAAGCGGCACUCAGUGUGGUCUUUGGUUGUUGGUGGAUAUUUCACCUGGAUUACCAUUUAUGGAGUGAAUCAGUCUCAAGUGCAACGGUACCUUACAGUUUCCACAAUGAAACAAGCAAGAGACGCCGUUUGGAUCAACCUCGUCGGAUUGUUCGUCCUUCUUGCGGUCUGCUGUUACGGAGGCAUGGUCAUUUUUGCUAAAUACGCCGAUUGCGAUCCUCUGUCAGCAAAGUACGUUGACAACCCGGCACAGCUAUUCCCAUUAUUUGUAAUGGACACUUUGGGUCACAUACCAGGUGUUCCCGGAUUAUUUGUUGCUGGAAUUUUCAGUGGCGCUCUGAGUACUGUGUCUAGCGGUCUCAACUCUUUGGCAGCUAUUUGUUUGGAAGAUUUCGUGCGACCUUUCUGUUGCACGGGAAUGACCGACGCGCGCGCUACCAAUGUCUCUAAAGGUUUAGCCAUGGGAUUUGGACUUCUCUGCUUUGGGUUGGUCUUCGUGGCUUCCCAGCUUGGCAACGUCUUAGAAGCUGCGCUGAGUAUUUUUGGAAUUAUUGGCGGACCUCUCCUUGGUGUCUUUACUCUGGGAAUCUUUUUCCCCUGGGCCAACGCUAUCGGAGCCGGAGUGGGCAUAUUGUCCGGUCUGGGUGUUAUGUUGUGGAUUGGAAUCGGGACACAAGUUGCCAAAGCCCAUGGUUUCCUUAAAUUAGAAACCAAGCCUUACUCUAUUGAAGGGUGUCGUGUAAUUAACGAAACUUUCGACGCAACACUUGCCGAAUUAGGUAGAUGGAUGUCGUCAACGAUGGCAUCGCCUCAAGCACAAACGGAAGAAGAGCCGCUUUCAAUUUAUCAUCUUUCGUACAUGUGGUACUCAACCGUGGGGUGCUUUACGGUGAUUAUAGUUGGAUUGAUAGUCAGCGCCAUCACCGGACUGCAGGAUCCGAGGAAACUCAAUCCGGGACUCAUUUGCAAUACAGGAGAAACGAUUUAUUGGUUUUUACCCAAGAAUAUGAAAGAAUUCUUAAGGUUUCAAGUCGGCGAUGAUUACCUGGCAGAAGAAGAUCAACAGGACGUCUGUAAAGAAGAAUCUAAUGGAGAAGCAAUCAACCCAGUUUUCGUGUCCAGUGCCACGCAAUCGGAUGGUCAAGUAAAUGUCGAAAAAUCUGAAGAAACGAAACUGUGAAAUUCGUGGCUGUCGAGCGCAUCAAAAGAUACAUAGAAUAUGAAUUGUGCCUCGAUUAAUCGGGCUGUAUAAAUGUAUGUUUUCCGUUGUCUGAUGAUCAUUUUAUUUUAUCAUGCUGCUAAUAAAUAGUCGACU
Molecule: messenger RNA, 2189 nt
Organism: Daphnia pulex (common water flea)
Lineage: Eukaryota; Metazoa; Arthropoda; Branchiopoda; Diplostraca; Daphniidae
Product: sodium-coupled monocarboxylate transporter 1-like
Exons: 20
Coding region: 150-2054 (634 amino acids)
Biological process (GO): sodium ion transport; transmembrane transport
Cellular component (GO): membrane
Molecular function (GO): symporter activity
Source: RefSeq, a predicted model, not a curated record